Messenger RNA from Microthlaspi erraticum, 1977 nucleotides. The record is from the annotation of a GenBank genome assembly. Lineage: Eukaryota; Viridiplantae; Streptophyta; Magnoliopsida; Brassicales; Brassicaceae.
AUGGUCAGGUUUUCAUGCUUCAACACUCACAUCCACCGCCAUAAACCUAAGAAAUCCGUGGAAGGAUUUUCAGAACGAGUGAUAAGAGAAGACGGGUCCAAAUCGAAAGGAUUGAGCUCAAUCAUAUUUAGGAGAAACAUUGCUUCUGUUAGUGGAAACAGCAAGCCAGCUGGCUCUGCCCCUGUGGAGCGUGUCUGGAAAUCUGAGGAGAUUAUUCUUGAGCAUGGUAUUGAGACGCAUCAGGAGGGACGGCAUCUCAAGAAAAGUCAGUCUCUUGGAGAUGAACUUUACUUGGACGGGAGGGAUGCCAAAGAGACUGGAACAGACGAUCAGAUUGCUUCUCCUAAUUCUCUUGAACAGAGUGGUGCUCUUGCAGCAGGCAGCAGCAAGCUUGUAGAAGGAAGUCCGAAUCUGUAUGAGAAAGCUCCAGUUUCUGCUUACCAGGGUUCAGAGCAAGCACAAUAUGGCUCUAUUUUCUCGGUUGGAGAUCGUCAUCAUGCUGAUGAAGAGAGCCGUCAUCUCGAUGAUACCUCUUUAUCCGGUGAACAGAUGGAGGACAACUCAAACAGCCAAACGCCUAACGAAUCACCGUUGAUUGUGAGGUCGAACUCAAUGCCUAAUAUCGCCGACUCUGCAUCAGAGAAGUCUUCACCUUCCAAAUAUUCCUCUCACCACUCCAGAUCCUCUGAUGCAGAGGUGAAGCAAGAGCAAGAGCAAGAUCAAGAUCAAGAGCGGAACUAUGACAUGCAUAAGUCUGGAGAUAACGACGACAAGGAAAACCUCGAGGAGGAUGGAUAUGAUGAUGCAUAUGAUUAUCCUUCCCUGGCAAAAGAUUGGAUAGUACCACCGAAAGAUGAGCUCAAGCUAACACAGUACCUUGAAGGAGAAACAUCAAACCAGCAAGCAGAGUUUCCUGGAAAGGAUUUUAAGAUCAAGCGUAUCGAGGAUUGGGUCAGUGACCUUCAGCAUGUGAACUUGUCUGAGGAAGCUGAUGAGAUCACAGGGUACGACGAUGAGUUGCCAAGAGAACACGUGGUGUUGAAUGAGCCGCUAACAACAGCUUCUCCUAAAGUAGAUGUCGUCAAGUUAACACCUGGAAUGGAAGCUGCGAAAAAGUACAUAUCCUCUCUGAGUGCUUCUGCAACCACAGCUCAGCUGGUUAAUCAUGGUCUGGUUGUGAUACCAUUCCUCAGUGCAUUUGUUAGUCUGAGAGUUCUCAAUCUCUCUGGCAAUGCGAUAGUUAGGAUAACAGCUGGUGCUCUUCCUCGAGGACUACAUGCGUUGAAUUUGUCAAAGAACAGUAUCUCGGUGAUCGAAGGCCUACGCGAACUCACUCGGCUUCGAGUAUUAGACCUUAGCUACAACAAAAUACUGAGACUUGGUCAUGGUCUGGCUUCUUGUUCCUCUCUGAAAGAACUAUACCUAGCUGGGAACAAGAUCAGUGAAAUCGAGGGUCUCCAUCGUCUCUUGAAACUUACGGUCUUGGACUUACGCUUCAAUAAGUUCUCAACAACCAAAUCACUCGGCCUGCUCGCUGCAAACUACAGUUCUCUUCAGGCUAUAAGCCUGGAAGGAAACCCUGCACAGAAGAACGUUGGCGAUGAACAGCUGAGGAAGUACCUUUUGGGACUCCUGCCGCAUUUGGUGUACUACAACAGACAAGGCGCUAAAGAUGCUCGGCUCGGGCCAAGCACACAUCAGCUGGACCGUGGUCUGAGAUCAGAGAUCAAAAACAGCAGCCGGAAGAGUAGCCACGGUGCAUCCAGUACCCACAAACCCGGAUCAUCCGCGGCCCGUAAGUCAUCGGGUGUGCCUAAAAGAUCCAAGGAGAGAAGCAGCCGUCUUCCACCUGUGGGACACAAAGUAUCACCAGCUGCUUACGAGAAUUACGUUGCUACUGGUGAUAGAUUGUCGAGCCUGAGAUCAGAGCUCUCUAUGCGUAGAAGUCGAAGUGAGGGAACUCUUGGACCUGUCUGA